Molecule: messenger RNA, 660 nt
Organism: Talaromyces amestolkiae
Lineage: Eukaryota; Fungi; Ascomycota; Eurotiomycetes; Eurotiales; Trichocomaceae
Exons: 1
Coding region: 1-660 (219 amino acids)
Source: RefSeq, a predicted model, not a curated record
AUGACUUCCGUACCGAGGAGCUAUUGCGAGUAUUCUGACGAGGAAGUCGAGGCAGCAAGAAGAUACGAAGGUGCACAGAGAGCAUUAUGGGAAUUCAGAGUGGACGAGUAUGCCCGCGAGUUUUACGAGGAUGUAAGAUCCCCAACGCCAGAUGAUCCCUUCGAAUUAACUUGUACUGUGACGCUGGAUGGGGAACAAUAUAAAUGCACUUUCGACGUCGAGCUAUGGGAGAUCGAUCCCGCUCGUUCUCGUUCCCGCGUAAACUGGGAUUUGCCGGGAAAAGUCGAGGUUACCUAUAUUGCAGACGGAUCGAUCCGAAGACACAAAACUAUUGAUUUGAUAUUAGAAGACCAAUACGGGUCUGGAACUGUUGGGAUCUUCAUAGACAAUUGGGACGACAUGGAAAUGGAUAUCUUAUGGAACGACUACCUUCUCAUUUUCCUUAAAUUCGAUGAGAAUACAAUCARAUAUCAUAAUCCUGACACUCCUUACCUGCUAGAGGUAGUCGAAGACGUGGUGAAGCGUCAUUUCGAGAUCUACGCCAGUCCCCAAGCGAGCCGAGGACGAGAAUUUGAGGGUUAUGGAUUUGUUAACAAUGAAGAAGAGGCUGACGAGAUACCAAGCCUGUCGCAGUCCGACGCGUCCUCCGUGUCAUACUGA